Phycomyces blakesleeanus NRRL 1555(-) is the source of this 492-nucleotide messenger RNA. RefSeq lists its product as hypothetical. The coding region runs from base 1 to 492 and encodes 163 amino acids. Lineage: Eukaryota; Fungi; Mucoromycota; Mucoromycetes; Mucorales; Phycomycetaceae. The transcript is spliced from 4 exons. The record is from RefSeq and is a predicted model, not a curated record.
AUGCCAAAAAUACUCAGUGUCCUGUCAGCCAUAUUAAUGGCACUAUUCUUCACAGCAGUUCUAGCCAGUCGACCAGUAGCAAACAAAAUCCACAGACCAUCAUCAGAAAUCUCUAAACGUCGUCUACCUCGUCUGGAAAGUCGUGGCGAAGGCGGAUCAUAUGAAGGCUAUGCUACAUUCUUUCAUCCUGCAACAGAAGGCGGUUCGACUGGUGCAUGCGGACCACAGGAAGAUGACAAUAGUCAGAUAGUCGCACUGAACCUUGACCAGUUUGGAUAUGAUGGACCUGCUAGUGACUGGUGCUUUAAAGAAGUCCUGAUAAAGUCUGGAGAUCGCUCAACAGUGGCUACAAUUCAAGAUGCCUGCCCAGGUUGCAGAUAUCACUCACUUGAUUUGACACCAUCGGUCUUUCUUGAAUUAUCAAAUUUAAACAUUGGUAUUAUCCCAAUCGAAUGGUGUAUUCUAGGCGAAGGAGAUUGUUCAACAGAUUAG